AUGAGUGCUCAGGGAUGGAAGCCCGGGAGUCGUCUGGGUGCGCGAGAUGCUGCACAUGCCGAUAUGCUCACCGCCGGGAGUGCUUCCCAUAUCAGAGUGACCAUCAAGGAUGAUACUCUUGGAUUGGGUGCGCGCGGUGGGCGGGAUCCUCUAGGCGAGCCAACCGGGCUCGAUGCGUUUAAGGGGUUGCUUGGUCGACUCAACGGCAAGACCGAUGUGGAAUUGAAGCAGGAACAGCGAAAGCGAGACGAUGUCAAGCUGGCUCGAUACGUCUCCAUGAAAUUCCAGGAAGUUCGGUUCGUCAGCGGCGGAUUAUUGGCUCAAGAAAAGAAUGAUGAAAUUCCGACAUCGACCCCGAACGAAGCUUCGAAGUCAUCCACGAGUCCAACGCAGGCCGAGCCUACUUCAAACGACUCGACUGACCCUGCUUCCAAAUCUUCCAAAUCCUCCAAAUCUUCCAAAUUUUCCAAACCCUCUAAAUCUUCCAAGUCAUCCAAGUCAUCCAAGAAAUCUCGGUCUCGGGUGGACGAGGCUGAUGGUUCGACUUCAGUGACCGAGCCGAAAAAGAAGAAGAAAUCGAAAAAGAGGAAAGCCGAUGCUGAGGAAGGUGAUUCUUCGGAGGAGAAUGUGGAUGCUAUUGUUCCCCCACCGGUACUCACAACGGUGAAAGAGCGCAGGCCCAUUGGACGCCAUGUCUUUCGUAGCCGUCAUAUUGCGCAGAAGAAAAAGGCUUUAAUGGACGAUAAGUCCCUUAACGAGGUUCGUUUCCCUGUAUCCAACAGACAGAAAGACCGCAUGCUUACUAUAAAGCCAGAUUUUUAUGGUGAAAGCAUAGACAUAGAGAUUGGGCGUCUGGAUACUUGUGAGCGUUUGGUUUCUCUUGCCGGCCAGGUUUACACUGGUCGGCCUCGAAUAGAAGUGAAUGAAUAUAUCUGGUCUUGA
Messenger RNA from Penicillium alfredii, 942 nucleotides. It is a transcript of the gene pxr1, whose product is annotated as telomerase inhibitor/ribosome biogenesis protein PXR1. The transcript has a single exon. NCBI's taxonomy places the organism in Eukaryota, Fungi, Ascomycota, Eurotiomycetes, Eurotiales, Aspergillaceae. Bases 1 to 942 code for a protein of 313 amino acids. The record is from RefSeq and is a predicted model, not a curated record. Gene Ontology annotation, molecular function: nucleic acid binding.